Botrytis fragariae is the source of this 219-nucleotide messenger RNA. RefSeq lists its product as uncharacterized. The coding region runs from base 1 to 219 and encodes 72 amino acids. The transcript has 2 exons. The record is from RefSeq and is a predicted model, not a curated record. Lineage: Eukaryota; Fungi; Ascomycota; Leotiomycetes; Helotiales; Sclerotiniaceae.
AUGGGCCUCCAAGUCGGAUGCAUGGCCAAUAACCAUGUUUCUGGAGAUGUAAUGGUUUUGCGAGCUCUGUUUAGCUUAGUAGUGGCAGCAUCGUUGCAAUGUAACAGGAUCCUCUUACCGAAAAAUAACUAUCUCGGUUCAUUGCGAGAUACUGGAAUUGCAAGUUUCGAAAAAUUAGAAUUCAUGAAUGUAGGUAAUUAUGUUCCAGGUGGUGCCUGA